AUGCAGCAUGGUCUUCCAAUGAAAGUUCUUGACAAAGCCUUCACAGUUUCUAACAAACCUGUAGAUGAUCAUGAAGAGAAAUGGAAGAAGAGGGAAAAUUCUGCUGGUCAAUCUAAGUCCAAGUCCAAGUACUUCAAUCCCCCGAAGAGAAUACAAAAUCCUAAACCUUCACAACACACUAAAACAAAGAUCAAAGGAGCAGAUGCCGAUCAGCAUAAUAAAGAAUCACAGUUAACUCAGCUUUGGAAAAAGAGUGAUACAGAAGUUGUUGUUGCAGUUGUCCCUUCACAAAUUAAGGGUCGGAGCUUUGUCAUCCACCAUUCAGAGCUGUGCUCUCUUCGUCCACAUCAGUGGUUGAAUGGGGAGAUCAUUGAAAGCCUGUUUCAUGUGGCUGCCCAUGCAUCGGGAGUGGUGGACACCAUUUACAUCCUCAAUCACUACACAGCUGGUGUGAUUUUGUUUGGGGACAGAACAGAGCUUCCUCGCCAAAGUUUACCUAGGGUGAACUUUGACAACUAUGAAGCAGUUCUAUCUUUUGUGCUGGUGAACAACAACCACUGGAAGUUGCUGUACAUCAAUACAAAUGCCAGCACAGUAUUCCUAAUGGAUCCUGCACAACUGUCAUCAGAGCUCGAGGACUCCAAAAAUGCAGCUAAAAGAAUACAGGAAUACUUCAAGAUGAGAAGGACAUGCCAUGGGAAAACAGAUUGGGUUGGGAUCCGAUGGAAAGGGGGGGCUAUGAGACACCCCAUUCAACAAGAUGGAAGCAGCUGCGGAGUCAUUGUAGUGAAAGUACAUUGA
This is a messenger RNA of Archocentrus centrarchus (flier cichlid), 801 nucleotides long. RefSeq lists its product as uncharacterized. Gene Ontology annotation, molecular function: cysteine-type peptidase activity. Gene Ontology annotation, biological process: proteolysis. The coding region runs from base 1 to 801 and encodes 266 amino acids. The transcript has 6 exons. The record is from RefSeq and is a predicted model, not a curated record. NCBI's taxonomy places the organism in Eukaryota, Metazoa, Chordata, Actinopteri, Cichliformes, Cichlidae.